Messenger RNA from Effrenium voratum, 2127 nucleotides. The record is from the annotation of a GenBank genome assembly. NCBI's taxonomy places the organism in Eukaryota, Dinophyceae, Suessiales, Symbiodiniaceae.
AUGGACGGCCUGUUUGCCCGGCGUGCCAUAGAAAGCGGCGAGCUUUGCAGCUGGUACAACGGCCUCAGGUGUAGCCAUGAGGAGGUGGAUGGCCGAGAGUGUGGGCUGAAUGAUGCCACCAUCACUUUGGAUGAGGAGGCGGUACUAGAUGUGCCUGCGGAGUUUGUGCAUGUGCAGGCCUUUACGGCGUGCUUGGGGCACAAGGCGAAUCACAGCAAGCCAAACAAUGCCAAGAGUAGUGGGGAAGAGUCUCUUGCCGUCCAGUGGACCUUCAAAAGAUGUACGAUGUCUUUGACCAUCCUCGGUUUGGCCUCAUCAAGGCACGAAAGGCGGCGUUCCUCAAGCAGACGCGGGGCCUUUCCAUCGUCGCCGGCCAUCCGUGCCCUGCGCAACAUCGUGGCAGGGGAGGAGAUUUGCUGCGACUACGCCUACGAAGGGGCACCGGAGGACUCUGGAGCGGACACUUGGCGAGCCAGGGGAGCUGAGCUGACGCCAAUGAAAGGGGUCUUGAUCACAGGUAGCUCUGGCAGUUCGCUGCAGAUGAUCCACACGCCCUCCGGGAAAAGCCGCCUCGAGGCGAUCCGGGCCUCCUUUGCACGAGGUUCCUUCCUUAAGAGGCAAGAAGGCAGCACCGUAGAGCUGGUGAAGGGCUGCGGGAGCGGCACGGCGCAGGAGAAUUACAUUUGGGACCAGGAGCGUGACGUGCUGGGUCAGGGCGUGACGGGCAUCGUCUUCAAAGCAAGACCCCGGCACUCGCCGGAAGCCUGCUGCGUGGUGAAGCAAUCGGUGCGGCAGACGGAUCUGCCUUUGAAGGCCAUCUUGGCAGAGUUCGAGCACGCCAGCGCCUUGUGUCACCCCAACAUCCUCCAGGUUCGUGAAUAUUUUGUGGACUCUUUGAACGUCUAUGUCAUCGCAGAGUGGGCCGAAGGCGGGGAGCUCUCAAGCGUCCUGCGGGAAGCACGGGAGCAGCGCUUCAGCCUCUCCAGGCGCUGGGUGGCUGCUGUGGCCACGCAGCUGUUGCGAGCUUUGCGGCAUUGCCACGACAAGCACCAGCUGGUCCAUGCGGACGUGAAGCCCGACAAUGUGCUGCUUCUUGAGAAAGGUUCCAUCAAGGAACCCAAGGGCCAAUGGGUAGAGCCGGUGGUGCUACUGGCGGACUUUGGCAACGCCCAGCGGGGCGUUUCCGACGCGGGAAUGAUCACCAUUCCGAUGGGGGAUCCGCGCUACGCCGCGCCGGAGCUGCACGAGGCCAGAUGCUUUGUGCACCCCUAUGAGCCCUUGCGCCUGGACCGGAGGUUUCUCUAUGCGACGGACAUAUGGAUGCUGGGCGCGACCGUCUACGAGCUUCUCUUCCUUGAGCUUCCCUUUUUGGGGGCCUUUGAGGGGAGCCACAGCGAGUUCCUGGAAAAGAGCUGUGCGAUCGGGGCCAGCAGAACCCUUAUGCGAGAUUUGCGGGACAAAGUCUUCCCAUCCGCGCGGAGGAGCAAGGGACACCCAAAGAGGCGGUGGAACUGCUCCGGCAGCUGCUGGAUCUGUCGCAUCAGAAGAGGACAGUCCGGCCGCAGAGGCGCUCCGGGCGCCCUGGCUGGCGAGGGAGGUCUCGGCGCAGCGGCAGCUCAGCCCCGGCCGGGCCCAGGUUAUGCUGAAGAACGCCCGAAGCUCCGGCACAAAGCUGCUGUUCACAACACUGGAGGUGCUCGCCAUGCAAGCGACCUUUGCAAGGGAGGAGAGCGGGACCUGUUGGAGUCCUUCCGGUCGCUGGAUACUGAGGGCCUGGGGGAGGUGACGCUGGAGGAGCUCCAGCAUGGGUUGCUGCAGGCGGUGCCUACCUGGACGGCUCGAGAACUGAGCCAGGUCAUCGCCUACGUCAGCAGGGGUGGCCAAGACCGGGUCAUCACCUUCCGCCGCUUCGUGGCCUGCUGCCUGGACCUGGAGGAACCUGCGGUGGCAGAGCGCCUCCGUAUCAUCUUCCACAGAUUCCCUCGCAGAGGUCUUGAGAUUCGUGCCUCUUGGCCAGACAGCGGCCCGAGUGGUUUCUUCGAGAGCUGGGCGCAGGGUGCCAGCGUGCAGCAAGCCGACACCGAAAAGGUGGAGGACUUGGCGACAAGGAGUUGCAGGAGGAGCUGA